AUGUGUGCCACAGAUAAUAUCAGUUUAGGAGAAGACUUGGAGAUAGAGAUACUGUGGCAACUACCUGCAAAAUCAUUGAUGAGAUUCAGAUGUGUUAAAAAAUCAUGGAACAUUCUCAUCUCAAGCCACUCCUUUGUUACUGGAAGAAGCAAAUUACAGAUUCAAGAGAACAGUAGUCUUCUAGUUCUUCACAAAAGACCCUACAUCAAGUUUCUCUUAUGUGACAGAGACAAUGAAAAACCAAUGCCCAUUAAAUCAGUGUUUUCAAACAACGUAGCAACAAUCCAAUUCUAUGGAAGUUGCAACGGUGUUUUCUGUCUCAAAGGUAUUUAUCCAUACACUACUUAUCAUAAUGAGUUGAUCAUGUGGAAUCCAACCACUAAUGAGGUUCACUUUAUUCCUCCCGCUCCUUCGCUCGGGAACCGUUACAUCGACGAAUCUAUGUACGGUUUUGGCGCUGUUAACGAUGAUUUCAAAGUUGUUAAACUCAAUAUCUCUACCAAUGACGGGAGGACGAAGAUGCUAUAUCUUUUAUCAGCAGAAGUUUAUGACAUAAACACUAAAUCUUGGACACUUAUCAGGAACCAUCCUCCUGUUAUUAUGGUUACUCGUCAAGAACCUCCGAGAUACAACACUCUUGUUGAUGGUGUUUAUCAUUGGAUUACCGCGUCUCAUCGAUAUAAUGCUGCAAAUAUUCUCUGCUAUGACUUUCACAAUAACCAGUUUCAGCAACUUCAAGCUCCAUAUUCAAGAUAUCUCGAAUCAUUUUUCUGCGAUGACGUUGCUGCCAUAAAGGAUUCUCUUGGAUAUGUGGUGCAACAUAGAUUUUCUACUAGGAUUUUGUUGGAAAUUUGGAUUACGGAACAAAACGGGUGGUCCAAGAAGUAUAACAUUGGUCCAUUUAGUUCAACGUUUACUAUUUUUGGUCCUUGGAAUAAUGGUGAAGAAAUUCUUAUGGGAGAGGUUGGACAAGUGCUCAUGUCCUAUGAUCAUCAUGGAAACGCUCUUCGCCAAUUUCAAAUUGAUAUUUUAGAGAAUGAAUAUUUUUGGAUUUAUGAGUUUGUACCAAGUAUAUCUCUUUUGUUAAAGUAG
This is a messenger RNA of Lathyrus oleraceus (garden pea), 1092 nucleotides long. Its product is annotated as F-box protein At1g11270. The record is from RefSeq and is a predicted model, not a curated record. The transcript has a single exon. Gene Ontology annotation, molecular function: protein binding. Lineage: Eukaryota; Viridiplantae; Streptophyta; Magnoliopsida; Fabales; Fabaceae. The coding region runs from base 1 to 1092 and encodes 363 amino acids.